Molecule: messenger RNA, 735 nt
Organism: Aspergillus lentulus
Lineage: Eukaryota; Fungi; Ascomycota; Eurotiomycetes; Eurotiales; Aspergillaceae
Product: C2H2-type zinc finger protein
Biological process (GO): regulation of transcription by RNA polymerase II
Cellular component (GO): PcG protein complex; chromatin; transcription regulator complex
Molecular function (GO): DNA-binding transcription factor activity, RNA polymerase II-specific; RNA polymerase II cis-regulatory region sequence-specific DNA binding
Source: RefSeq, a predicted model, not a curated record
AUGGAAAUGACUCCGAUGAUGCUCCUGCCCAGCUUAAGGAAGUUCAAGUGCCCCUGGGCGCACUGUGGAAAGUCCUUCAAUCGCAAGUCCGACCUCUGCCGACAUCACCGCAUUCACACCAACGAGCGACCAUACCACUGCACCGUCAAAGGCUGCAACAAGAGCUUCGUCCAGCGCAGCGCGCUAACCGUCCACUUCCGCACGCACACCGGCGAACGCCCACACGUCUGCAAUUUUGCCGGUUGCGAGAAGGCCUUCUCGGACUCCUCAAGUUUAGCCCGCCACCGGCGCACCCACACCGGCACAAAACUGUACAAUUGUCCCGAGAGAACGUGUCCCAAGAGCUUUUCCCGCAGAGAAACACUAGCGAACCAUCUCCACCGCCAUCAUCCGGCCAUCAUAGGCCUCGCGCAUCCGCAAUCGCAUACGCAUGCCUGUGAAGACGCAGCUUUUACCGAAUCGCCGUCUCCGUAUCAGAGUAUAUUGCCUCUAUCGGCGAGCGGGGCGUUUGGACCGGCGUUCUACAUGCAGCAUGACCUUCCCGUGAGCUACGCGCCAACGCAACAGUGUAUACCGCUCCAAUCGGCCUUCCCCGUGGCGAUGCAGGAGAUGCAGUAUUCGCUCUCCAGCAAUUCUCUACAGCAGUUUCAGGACUUCGGGAUCGUGGGGCUCACAGAUUAUCGCGUUUUAGAUUCUAGACAGGGGCUAAGCAAUGGUUAUGAGCUCUCUGGGUGA